UUUCGUGACGGAGGAAGGCUGGAAUGGCCACUCUCAAAUUUCUUUCUGUAUAUAGGAAUAAUUUAGGUUAUGAUGAGAAAUGUAACAUACACAGUAGAGUAAGUUGCUGACGGACAAGGCGCGAUGUGACUUCCGAAAUGAAUGGAGCAAGACCGAUGUGCACGUUUAAGUUGCGCGACUCUUUUCGACGUAUUGUCACGAGGAAGAGAGAAUAAUUUUAGGCGAAGCGAUUGUUCACUCGGUUGUCUUUUGUAGUUCACAAUUUUAGAGCUUUGUAUCUUGUUCAAUUCGGCGAUAACUUUAUUAGUGUGUUCCUCACGGUGACAGUCUUUACUUUCCUAAUUUCCAUGUAGCUAUAAUUAUUCUCUAUAAUUAUUCAGCACAAAUUAGGAUGAUUCAAAAUAUUCUGCCGACCUUCAACAUUUGAAACGCUCUCUGAUACGAAAGAUGGUAGAGAAAAUUCCACUGCGGAAGACCAUCGCUCGAUUGGAUUUUCCAGCGAUUAUAGCCUUUGGCAAUCCUUUGCUGGAUAUUUUUGUGAUACUGAAAAAUGAUGAGCUGAUUAAGAAGCACAAUCUUAAGAUAGACAGCGAAACAGAGUUGUGCGAGAAGAAUCUGCAAGAGUUAAUCACGGAUUUGCCAUCAGAGAUAGAACAAUAUACAAAUCCCGGAGGAUCUGCGCAGAAUACAUUGAGAAUCUUGCAAUGGCUCUGUGACGAGACCCACGAGUCCCAAAUCAGUAUUUUCUACGGAAGUCUUGGAAAUGAUCAAAGAGGUUCGAUCUUAGAAAAAUUAGUUCGACUUGCAGGAGUAGACGCAAGAUACACCAUACAUCCGACUUUGCCUACUGGAUUAUGCGUUUCUCUUGUGUAUGAUACGUCUCGCAGUCUCGUUGCUAAUAUUGGUGCAGCUAGUGUAUAUACGUUGGAUGAUCUUAAAAAGGCUAAUCUGCAAUUAGAUAGUAUUAAAAUAAUUUACAUCGAAGGCUAUUUCGUAACGCACAGUUUAGAUGUGGCCAAGGAACUGGUCAAGCGGGCGCAGGAGAAGAAUAUUAUUGUAGCGUUCAAUCUUAAUUCUUUUUAUAUAUUCCAGGAUCAUCAAGCGGCCAUUUGCGAAAUGGUCGGUCACGCUAAGAUCGUGUUCGGUAAUGUGAGGGAAAUGAUCGCGCUAGCUCAGGCAUUGAAUGUGAAAUACGACGAUGUUGUUGAUAUACCUUUCCUAUUGAAUAGUUUAAAAAGAAUUACGAUGGAUGUUUCUAGCGCUAAUAGUAAGGACUGGUUGGCCGACGAUGGUAUAUUCAUCAUGACACGCGGUGGAUGCGCGCCAGCGAUUAUCGUGUGGGGCAGAGGACAAUCCGUUCAGGUGCAGCCCAUCGUGCCUAAGACACCUAUUGUGGACACAACAGGCGCCGGCGAUGCUCUGGCGGCUGGCUUCCUAGCCGGCGUCUUGGCUCACUGGGAUCCGAAGAGUUGCCUAGAAUUAGGAUGCAAAGUUGCGUCUUGCAUGAUAACCAAGCUCGGCAUCACACUGCCGAGCGACAUGCCUCCUGACUUUCUGCCAUAACGAUUUGAUCUCUCUAGGACGCUAAUGACUCGUUACCUGAACGUAAUUGCAUACGGUUAUUUAUUGCCUGAAAGUUCUAUUAGCAUAGAUAACUAGCAUUCCUCAUCGAUGUUACAUCCAUAUUCCAUUAAGGGGAUCCUAAAGUCGUUUGUUUUAUCGCAAUAAUUUUUUGAUUGAAUGUAAUAAUUUUCAUAGAACGAUAUCGCACAUAUUAUUUUUACAGAUUUGGAAAUCUCCUUCUCCAGAAUUAAAGUAUAUCCAUUAAUAUAAUAUAUAUGGAAUUUAUAUCGAUAGUUUUGAAAUUGAUAUCUUUUUACCAUUUUUAGUGUCAAAUGGCGUGUAAAGCUGUCGAGACAUUUAUUUGAUAUAAAAGUUCUACAAUCUGUAUUUACGAAAUUGAAGUCUACAGACUAUUAGAUUACAUGAAGAAAUAACGUCGAAUUUUUAGAGUUAGACUCUAGUUUCAAGAAUUAGAAAAAGAUGAAGAAUAAAUCGAACUGAGAAUAAAGUUAAUCUACAUUGGUAGAAACGGGCAUUAGAUAUCUAAUUCUAUACAGUAUCGUUCUACGAAAAUUUAUGUAUGUGUGUAUGUGUGUGUGACAUUAGUAGUAUAUAAAGAUGCGUUGAUGUGUCGCAUUUUAUUGGUAAACGAUGUUGUUGGAAUUCGACCUUCAGUUUAAGAUCCCCUUAAGCCAGUGUCAUAUGAUGUAUAUUUUUUUGUUUGAUUGCUUAUAUUUUAGUAAAUUACUAGAAAUUAUGUGCUCUGUAUGAUGCAAUUCUAGUAAUCUACUAGAACGUGAACAAUUUAGCAAGAAAAUGUGCCGCUCGUGUAUCGCUGGCUUCAGAUAUUUAUUUGAUAUUGAUUUUAUUUAUAGCAGAAAUGCGCGUAUAUCGCGAAGUUAUAUUUGAGAAAAUUUUAUUUAUUAAAGACUACAUCUCGUUAAAUCCGAGUCGUCAGACCAUACAUUUUUAAAUGCAACAAUUGUAUUAUUAUUAUUAAUUGAUACAAAGUAAUAGGGAGAAAUAUUAGAGAUUUCCCUUGAUAAUCGUUGCCACUAUAGAUCUGUAGUUUAUCUACCUGUUGCAAUGUCCAGAAAUGUGUAACAGAGUUUGUAAUUAACAUUUAUAUAAUAAGUUUCCCUUUCUAUUUUUUUAUUAUAAAGUAUAGAGUAAUGUGUCAAUGUUGAUUGUCAUACAUAUAUAUAGAUAUGUAUAUGUACAAAUAUAUGCAAGGAAAUGUUA
Acromyrmex echinatior (Panamanian leafcutter ant) is the source of this 2805-nucleotide messenger RNA. Its product is annotated as Adenosine kinase 3. The record is from RefSeq and is a predicted model, not a curated record. Gene Ontology annotation, cellular component: nucleus; cytosol. Gene Ontology annotation, molecular function: adenosine kinase activity. Lineage: Eukaryota; Metazoa; Arthropoda; Insecta; Hymenoptera; Formicidae. Gene Ontology annotation, biological process: purine ribonucleoside salvage; purine nucleobase metabolic process.